This is a messenger RNA of Hirsutella rhossiliensis, 2832 nucleotides long. Its product is annotated as PIF1-like helicase domain-containing protein. Gene Ontology annotation, molecular function: DNA helicase activity. The transcript is spliced from 10 exons. Bases 1 to 2832 code for a protein of 943 amino acids. Lineage: Eukaryota; Fungi; Ascomycota; Sordariomycetes; Hypocreales; Ophiocordycipitaceae. The record is from RefSeq and is a predicted model, not a curated record. Gene Ontology annotation, biological process: telomere maintenance; DNA repair.
AUGCGGCGGAAAAUCCAGUCGCUCAUCGUCGGAUAUGGCGUGCCGGCCAUCUGGUUCACCAUCAACCCGAACGACAUUACGAACCCGGUGAAGCUGCGACUGGCGGCAUACCGCACACGCGAUCCCGACGCGGCCGAGGAGUUCUUAGAAGGCCUUGGGGAUGCGUAUAAGCGGGCACGGCUGGCGAUAUCGGAUCCCAUGAGCUCGGCCGUGUUCUUCCACCGCGAGAUGAAGCUGUUCUUCGAUCAUUACGUGAAGGUCGGUGAAGAGUCGGUAUUCGGGCGCAUCGGCAAGUACUAUGGCGCCGUGGAGACGAACGAACGAGGGCGCUUCAUGUUCACGGCUUGCUCUGGCUGCACGGGAACGCGCAUCUCAGCUCGAUGCUUGCCGACAUCCACGGGGAGGAUCAGGCGGCGUAUCGCGAGCGAAUCGUCCGAUACAUCGAUAGCGUCUUCUCAGAGGAUCUGGACCAGGAAAGUUUUGCGCCGUGCAAGCGGAGCGAUCUGUGACAGGCGGUAUUGGUUCCUGCUGGACAACGCCGCGCAGUUCUCGGCCGCGUUUAUCGAGGAGGCCAACUUCUGUGCCGGCGCGACGCAGGAGGGCGGAAGGGGACCUCUGCCGGUUCAAGGCGCCAUGGAGAUCCGGAGGACACACAGCAUGGUCAAUCGAUGGAACGAGGCUAUUGCUGUCGGGCUCCGGCACAACCAUGAUAUUUCCUUCAUUGCGACGCAGCGCAAGACAAUGGCCCUCAUCUAUUAUGUCACGAACUACGCGACCAAGGUGGAGGACCCGGUGUGGAAGCGUGUGGCGGCCGCGGCCGAGCUCCUGGCCGCCUCAACAGGGAACAGGACGCGACAGUUCCUGAUGAGAGUGGCGAACCGCGUGUUCACGGAGCGUCCGCUAUCACAGGUCGAGGUCGUCGCUCACCUUCUCGGAUAUCCGGCCGAGUUCACCGACAGCAGCGCGUGGGCGUACCUGAACUGUUCUCUGCUGUACUGGGAAGUCUUUCGGCGAUGGCGGCAUCUCCGAGAAGCCAGUGGCGCUGCGGCUACGGAUGACACCUUGGAUGAGUCGGUGCUCAGGCGGCCGGGCAAGCACGCUACCGUCUGCCUCGACGGCUACCUGAGCAAGGACUUCACCUACGAUGACGAGUCGUGCUACCGGAGGGCAGCCGUGCAGCAUCUUGCGCUGUUCGUGCCGUGGGAGUCCUUCCUGGGCGAAGGAACAGGUGAGAUCAACAGCAUCUGGGCGCGGGCUCGAGACGCUAUGGCCCCGAGAAUAUCAUGUCUGGUCGACAACGUGCAGCUGCUUCGACGAUCCGCCGAAGACGCAAAACGCGACGCCAAGCAAUGGGCAGCCUCGUCCGGCGAUGGCGACCCGACGGUCGCACACGUCGAGGAGGGUGGAGCAGGCGAGGCGGGCGCGGAGUCUGCAGCGACAUAUCAGCCCAACAGCAUCGGAGACGCAACGCGGCUCAUCGACGUCGUCCGAGGUGCAGUGGGAGCGAAUCAGGUGACGGCCAAGUCGCCGGAGCUCAUGGCAAUGAUACAGCAGCUCUGUCGGUUUCAGCAAUCGGCGCUGCGCUCGACGGCCGAGCUCGAGGCCACGGCGCUGAUCGAACGAGGAGAGGCGGUUAAGCAUGCCAGGGCGGGUAUUUUCCGGGGCCGCACUACCGCCGCAGGAUCAGGUCAAGGCUAUCAAGUCGCAGCAGCGUUGCGAAGGGUGAUGACCGGUUUCGGGGAGGACGAGGUCGAAAUGACGAUGGCCGACUCCGACGAGACCGCUAUCGACGCAGGGGCGGGAAUGGACGUUCAGUUUGGCCCAUCAACCUCCUUCCUCGCGGCGGGCAAGGUGUUGGCAACACGGCUGACGCUGAACAAGAGGCAGUCCAUCGCUUUUCUGAUAAUAUGCCGCCAGCUCGAUUUGAUGCAGCAGACCGACGGGGCGAUGCCUGCCAGCUGCGCCAGUUCGUCGGUGGCGAGGGCGGCGGAGCGGUUCAUCCACGGCCAGUCUCGAAUGGAUUGGCAGGAGAAGGAUGUGCUCGUCAUCGACGAGGUGAGCAUGCUCGGGGCGCGGACGCUGCACGCCGUGAACGAGCGGCUUCGCCGGCUUCGCGGAUCGCGGCAAGAUUUCGGGGGGAUCCCCAUCGUCCUCUUCUGCGGAGAUUUUCAGCAGUUCCGGCCGGUCCAAGAGAGGUCGAUCGUCCUGCCUAGCGCGGCCAUCUCGUGGGACGUAGACAACUCGUUCAAGGCCGAGCAGCGUCACCAGCACGACAAAGCGCACGCACUGUGGAAGAGGUUCACGACGGUCGUCAUGCUGGACGAGCAGAUGCGCGCCGCCGGCGACCCGGAGCUGCAGAGGCUGCUGAAGCGGAUCCGUCUAGGCGUGCAGGAUCGGACGGAUCUAAACCUCCUCAACUCAAGGAAUCGGUGGAACCUGAACAUGGAGGCGAGCCUGGCGUUCCGGGUCCAGCAGCGGUCGACGAUGCGCAUUUUCAUCUCCGAGCACAAGUGGAAGGAGGAGCUGCCGACGGAGGAAGAGGCGAUCAUGAUACUCAACCAGGGCGACGAUAGCGCGAUCCCGGUGCCGGCCGUCUUCAUGUUCGUGGCCGGGAUGCCCAUCGUCGUGAACCACAACACCCACCAGGGGCUGAAGCUAGUGAACGGCGCGAGCUACUCGGCGGUGGAGGUCAUUGUCGACAAGGCGUACCCGGGGCAUCGGAUCUCGGCCGAUAUGACGAUCCACUUCGGGCCGCCGGCGGGAUCAUUCUCGAAUCGGAGACGACGAGAUAUCUCCACUUCGUCGGGAUGCCGCCGGGCACGAUCUUGUUGA